AUGGCCUCUUCAAUCCUUGAUGGGUUUGCCCCGAGCUCCCUGACAACUACCGUGGCCAUCCUGGUUACCACAUGGCUCCUCUAUCUGAUGUCACUUGCUCUGAACCGGCUGUAUCUGUCGCCACUCGCAAAGUUUCCUGGGCCAAAGGCUGCCGCCCUCUCACGAUGGUACGAGCUCUAUUACGAGGUCGUCCUGAAAGGCCAGUACUCGAGGAGGAUAGAUGAGAUGCACCAGCAAUAUGGCCCUAUUGUUCGAGUCGCCCCGGAUGAGCUCCAUAUCAAGGACAGCGACUUUUUUGACGAACUAUAUGUCAAAGUCCCACGGGUAGACAAGCACGACUGGGCAGCUGGGAGGUUCGGGAAUCAUGGCUCUAUCAUCACUACCGCAGACUACGCUCUACAUCGUCGUCGUCGUGCAGCCCUCAAUCCCUUCUUCUCUAAACGGUCAAUCAUGGACUUCCAACCAGUGAUUCGACAGAAGGUUGAGCAACUAAGCAGGACACUCCGUGAGUAUAAAGCAAAAGGCGAUCCAGUGGUUUUGAGCGAGGCAUUUCCAGCCUUUGCCGGCGACAUUAUCACAGAAUACUCGUUUGGAAUCUGCUACGACCAUUUGGGUUCUCCGGAUUUUUCAGAAUCUUUCCAUGCCGCAUUCAUGGCUGUCGGCGAGUUCGGCCAUGUCGCAGUCCAAUUCCCUUGGUUUCACCCACUCUUGAAUUCACUUCCGGAUAGCCUUGUUCGCAAAAUGCAACCAGCUCUAGGGUCUCUCCUGCAGCUUCAGACGGAUCUACGAAAUAUGAUCAAGCGACUGACCGAAGGGGACGAACUUGGGGAGGGAAAGGUUUCUCAUCGCACUAUAUUUCAUGACCUGCUUCAAAGUGCCCUCCCACCCGAGGACAAGGGAAACCGCCGCAUGGCAGACGAGGCCCAAACCGUUAUUGGAGGCGGCCUCGAGACGACUGCGUGGGCGUUGAGCGUGGCGUCGUUCCACAUUGUGAACACCCCUCGAAUUUACAAGCGACUACACGGGGAGCUUGCCCAAGUGAUGCCCGACACAUCCUCCAUUCCAGAUCUAUUAGAGGUCGAAAAGUUGCCCUACCUUCGAGCCUGUAUCACAGAAGCAGUCCGCCUUUCGUAUGGCAUCUCUGCACGGAAUCCUCGAGUGCUCAACCAAUCCCUCCAAUACAAGCAGUGGACCAUACCUCCACGAACCGUUGUCGGCAUGUCGAUUGUGGAUGUCCAUCACGACGAGAAUAUCUUCCCCGACUCCCGUUCAUAUAUUCCAGAACGAUGGCUGGGGAAUCCCAAGGCACCUAACGGGUCUCCACUUGAUCGUUACUUUGUUGGAUUUGGGAAAGGGAGCAGGAGCUGCCUCGGGAUCAAUCUGGCGUAUGCUGAACUAUUCCUUCUCAUGGCGGCUCUUUUCCGACGGUUUCGCUUUGAACUGUUCGAGACUGACAAGUCGGAUGUCGAGUUGAAGCAUGAUUUCUUCCUGCCGAGUCCAAAGCUGGAUUCCAAGGGCGUGCGGGUCAAGGUUGUUGAGCUCUAUGAGUGA
Molecule: messenger RNA, 1551 nt
Organism: Fonsecaea nubica
Lineage: Eukaryota; Fungi; Ascomycota; Eurotiomycetes; Chaetothyriales; Herpotrichiellaceae
Exons: 6
Coding region: 1-1551 (516 amino acids)
Molecular function (GO): heme binding; monooxygenase activity; iron ion binding
Source: RefSeq, a predicted model, not a curated record